AGCCGUUGCCAUUGUGAUUGGGGACAGCGGCCUCGUUGAGCCAGGAACUCAUGUCGAUCGGAGGGCGAGGGCGGCAACGGCAACAAUCGGGCCCAUCAGUGUGAAUUCCUUGCAGCGCCGUCAGCGACCACGAAAUUCAAGCAGAAGAAAUGCGAUCCAAUAAGACAGCGACAAAAUGGAGAUGGGUAAGGGUGCGGCGGCGGCUCGUCGCGAUGGAGCAGUCGCGUCGCGGUUGUGUCGGGGAGAGCAGUGUGCAGUGGUUUAACGGGGCAGGGACGGAUUGCUGGCUCUUUGGGGCGCUGGCCUUGCGCCGCUGCUGGGGUAAGGGGAUGGUUGGAUCCACUCCCCUCCCAGAACGAGCAACAAGAAACCACGGGGGCGGAAGCCAGGAAAGUGAAGGCAAGCGUCGUAAGCACGACGGCCGGCACCCGACACCGACAACCGUCUCGGGGGAACAGCACCAACGGACCAGACACCGGGAACGGAGUGGAGGCGAUCGGGUUUGGGGAAUCCGUAUUAUGACAUACAAAUCAGAGAGGGACGGGGAUGCGAGUCCCGUGGAGCGCGCCGCGAGAAAAUUUCGCAGGAAGGUUCCCGGUGUCGCCAGCUUCCAGCCAGCAAUCAGCGCUCGCACGAUCUCGAUGCCGUCGACCCGUGCAAUGCACUGAGACAAUCACGAGACCGAUAACUAGUAGGAAAGGACCCGAGCGGCAGGCCAGGGUGGAUAGUGUGGGAGCUGGAGAAACGAAGGGCUGGUCUU
Molecule: messenger RNA, 760 nt
Organism: Parathielavia appendiculata
Lineage: Eukaryota; Fungi; Ascomycota; Sordariomycetes; Sordariales; Chaetomiaceae
Exons: 1
Coding region: 213-668 (151 amino acids)
Source: RefSeq, a predicted model, not a curated record